UCCACAGUCUCUGUAGUCAGUCCAGUUCCAGCAGACGUUCCAGAAUGGUGAAGGUACGAUUCGUGUUGCUGGCACUGAUGCUGGCUCUGAUGGUGCUCCCUGAGAGCGAUGGAGCGCCUACUCUCCUCACAAAGGCUAAGCUUCUCAAGAAAGCUAAAUUCGGGAAGCUAGCUCUUGGCAAAGGGGGUUCCAAGUCAAACAAUUUCAUUCAUACGCCACAGGUCAUCUACCAACCCGUUCUGUAUAAGCCUGUACCCGCGGUGCGCUAUGUUUCUGUUCCCGCCCCUGUUUCCGUCCCGAAAUUAAAUUUGCAACCAAUUAAAACUGCCAUUAUUGAUCACGUUGUCGGUCACAUCACAAGAAAAGCCUUGACCAGCGGACUGGGCGGUGCGUUCGGAGGUUCAGCAUCAUUUUCUGCUCAUUCGGGCCCUGAAGUGCCUUUCCCACUGCUCGACGAACCACCCGUUCCUUCACCUCCUAAGGUCUCCGAUCCCAGCCCAGUCGCACCACCAAAGGCCUCAUACGGCAUCCCAGUCGCGCCACCAAGUACCUCAUACGGCAGCCCGGUCGCGCCACCAAGUGUCUCAUACGGCAGCCCAGUCGCACCACCAAGUGCCUCAUACGGCAGCCCAGUCGCGCCACCAAGUGCCUCAUACGGCAGCCCAGUCGCGCCACCAAGCGUCUCAUUCUCCAAUCCAGUGAAUUCUGCCCCCAUCUCUCAGUUUGAAAGCAGCUACAGCCAUCCGGCACCUCCUCCAAGUGACUCCAAGCCCAGCCCAGUACCUCCACCAAGUGUGUCAUUCUCCGAGCCCAGGCCAGUGCCUCCACCAAGUGUGUCAUUCUCCAAGCCCCGGCCAGUGCCUCCACCUACCGUUACCUUCUCCGAACCCAUCCCAGUACUACCCCCUUCAUCGUCCACUGUGUUCAACGGCCACCAAAUCCUUCCGACGGGUCCCUCAUCUUCUCGCCCCAACGACGCAUACCUUCCACCAAAUGGCGGAUCAUCACACACUAGUAGAAACGAAAACUUCGAGGGUCAACACCAAUCAGACAUAUCGUCUCACGCUAGAUCAAACUCAAGAUUUGAUUCCCAGACGAAUGUUGGUUUAGAGUCAAAUAAACACAGACAAUCUGGAGUCUUAAGGUCACAAUUUGUAGCCACGAUCAACGCUGGUUUCGGUACCAGUCGUCCUAACAACAACCCAGACUUAAAUGUUCAUAUUGGUCCACCAAGUCCCUACGUUGCUUCGGCCCCCGGAUUCAAAUAGUCUGAAUAUAUUUCUAAUUUAGACCACCUGACAGUUCCGUAUUUAACCCUUAGCUUAACAUAAGGCUCACUAACCUUAAGGAUUGUAGAUAGUUCAAUGACCAAUUCCUAUUUCAUCAACUUUCCUUAUUUUUUAUCCAAUAAUAUUGCUGAAAAUUAAUUAAAAUCUUCUUUCACGUGCAAGAUUAAGAACCAAGUUUUUCUGAUAAUAGUGUAUUUUGUUAUGGACAUCGACUGACUGCAGCCAACUGGCAGCUACUGUAUGUAGAAUUUCGCUAGAAUUCCUUGAUUUUAAGAAGCUUUUUUCUGAUUUCAUCAGAAAUUUUUGUUUUACAAGCCUCUCUGAUUUGCCAAGACUAAGAUUGUCGUGUGGACGCAUUAAUUGACGAUAUCCUGAACGGAAAAAUGAUAGCCGAUGUUGAAAUAAUCGUUGGUUCCGAUAACAUUUCGUUACUCAGUUCUUGCUCUUAUGUUCGUCGUUAUCUAUACGGAGAUUUCGUCCAUGUAGUUUAAUUUUGAUCCUUGUCUACUGUAAAUGAAGAUCUAUAGAUUUUCAUUAAAUUGGGUUUUCGAGUAAAAUUGAGUAGUUAUCA
Messenger RNA from Hyalella azteca, 1860 nucleotides. RefSeq names its product leucine-rich repeat extensin-like protein 5. The transcript has 4 exons. The record is from RefSeq and is a predicted model, not a curated record. NCBI's taxonomy places the organism in Eukaryota, Metazoa, Arthropoda, Malacostraca, Amphipoda, Hyalellidae. Bases 45 to 1268 code for a protein of 407 amino acids.